CUUAUCUCUCUCUCUCUCUCUCUCUCUCUGAUACCUCUGAUUCCUUAAAAUACACCUAUUCCCUCUUUUACUUACUCUUUCUUCAUCUGUCCACCCCUAAACUCUAUCUCCCUCUGAGUCUCUCUUUUCUUUUUUCUGCAAUCUUUUCUGACCAUUAGUCUCUGCAAUUCCUUCACUUCUGACCCUUUUUCCCUUUCAUUCUUACUAACCCUAGAGUGAUCCUAUUAAAAGCCUCCCUUCCUCCCUUCCCUCUUCCUCUCCUUCCCCCACCCUCUCUUUCUCUCUCAAGACAUUCAUGCAAAUCAUAAGGCACUCAUGAUAUAAUCACUAUUGAUCACUACUUACUCCAACCCCUUUUGGGCAAUCUCUUCCCUGCAAACUUCAAACCCAUAACUCUCUCUUUCUUUCUUUGCUUCCUACUUCUUCUUACACCUCUUUAUCAUCUCUACAUGACCUACACCAUUCUCAUGUCCCCAAGCUCCAACACCAUGAGAACUGCUUUCCCUUUCCCUGAUCUCUCUCUACAGAUUAGCCCACCAUCAGUUUCAGACUCUGGAAGCAGCGGCAGUGAUAUAAGCCAUGAGCAACCUUUCUUGCACCCAAACAAGGGUAGUUAUGGUCAUCUUGGGGUUGAAGUUGAACCCACCCUAAGCCUGGGGAUCGAAAAGCCAGCUUUGGAUCCUAUAUAUCACCACCUGCACCAACCUCAAAUAUGCGGUCGUGAAUUUAAAAGGAAUUCAAGAAUGAUUAAUGGAGGAGGCAAGAGAAUCACUAGAGCUCCAAGGAUGAGAUGGACAUCUACUCUACAUGCCCAUUUUGUUCACGCAGUGGAGCUCCUUGGUGGCCAUGAAAGGGCAACACCCAAAUCAGUUUUGGAGUUAAUGAAUGUGAAGGAGCUAACACUAGCUCAUGUGAAGAGUCACCUGCAGAUGUAUAGAACAGUGAAGAGCACUGACAAAGGAGCAGGGCAAGGGCAGAGAGAGAUGGGUCUGAAUAAUGAGAGGAAAGGGAAGACAGAAGUAGUGGAUGAUGGUUUGUCUUCAGAGAAAACUGCUCCAAACCCUUCUUAUGCUCUCAACAAACCACCAUCAUCACCACCACCACCACUACUACCCAAAUCUCCAAGAGGUCCAUGGCCAUCAAUGGAGACAAACGCUUGGAACGCUUCAAUGGUGGAAAGCACAUUUUUACUGUGUUCUCAUUCUGUAUCAAAUGAAUUUACAAAUCACACUGACAAGGUUGAUGAUGGGUAUGGAACAGAUCACCACAUCUCACAAGAUGAGGAGAAGUUUUUCCUAAGCUCUUUGGCGAAAUCCUCACAUAUGUUGCCUAACCUAGAGUUCACCCUUGGGAGACAAAGUUGGCAAAUGGACUAUGCUGAACCUUCCAAUGAGUUAACCCUCCUUAAGUGUUAAAAUAUUACCAUAUAUAUGUCAAUAGAAGGGGAAGGAAAAAAAAAAAAUUCUCCAUGGCUUAUCUUCUUAGUCUACAGUUUGACAUGAUUGCUUGGUUGUUCCCAUUAAUGGCCUAUAAAUAGCUGAGAAAUGAAGGAGGAUGAGGAGAAGAAUAUGAUGUAAAUGGAAGUGAAGUGGGCAAGGGAGAGGUGGAGGCUGGGCCAUCUGGUCAUAAGAGUGUAUAAGUAGUGUGGCUUUAACUGAAAAUAUUGAAAUUUGUAUGGGAAUGAAAUGAUAGCUUUGAAAACA
This is a messenger RNA of Macadamia integrifolia, 1703 nucleotides long. Its product is annotated as probable transcription factor KAN4. The coding region runs from base 450 to 1415 and encodes 321 amino acids. The transcript is spliced from 6 exons. The record is from RefSeq and is a predicted model, not a curated record. Gene Ontology annotation, cellular component: nucleus. Gene Ontology annotation, molecular function: transcription cis-regulatory region binding. Lineage: Eukaryota; Viridiplantae; Streptophyta; Magnoliopsida; Proteales; Proteaceae. Gene Ontology annotation, biological process: abaxial cell fate specification; regulation of DNA-templated transcription.